Molecule: messenger RNA, 936 nt
Organism: Nematolebias whitei (Rio pearlfish)
Lineage: Eukaryota; Metazoa; Chordata; Actinopteri; Cyprinodontiformes; Rivulidae
Product: retinol dehydrogenase 7
Molecular function (GO): oxidoreductase activity
Source: RefSeq, a predicted model, not a curated record
GGUAGAGACAGAGCUGCAGACAUGUUCCUGUACCUUCUGGGCCUGCUGGGCCUCUACUACUUGUUCCGUUGGGUCCGGGAGCGGCCCCGGGUCUCCGAUAAGGCCAACAAGUCCGUGUACAUUACGGGCUGCGACUCGGGCUUCGGGAACCUCCUGGCCCGGCACCUGGACCAGUUGGGCUUUCGGGUGAUCGCGGGCUGCUUCACAGAGAGAGGCGAGGAGGAGCUGAGGAAGAGCUGCUCCAGGAACCUGACGGCGGUCCACCUGGACGUCAACUCCCAGGAGAGCGUGGACAAGGUGACCGCCAUGAUCCGGGACCAGGUGGGGGAACAAGGUCUCUGGGCCGUGGUGAACAACGCGGGCGUGGCCAUGCCCUCGGGCCUGUGCGACUGGCUCACGCUGGAGGACUACAAGUCCAUGCUGAACGUGAACCUGAACGGGGUGAUCGGGGUCACGCUGAGCGUCCUGCCGCUCAUCAAGAAGGCCCGGGGCCGGGUGGUGAACGUGGCCAGCGUGUGUGGGAGGAUCAGCCCCGUGGGGGGCCCGUACUGCGUGUCCAAGUACGGCGUGGAGGCCUUCAACGACAGCCUGAGGCUCAACAUGGCCGCCUUCGGUGUCAAAGUCCUCUGCAUUGAGCCAGGCGGCUUCAGAACCAACAUGACCAACAGCGAGCUCCACAUCCGGAACAUCAGGAUGCUGUGGGACCGGCUGCCGCAGGAUGUCAAGGACGACUACGGGAGUGAAUAUGUGUCAAAUGCGGUGAAGUUGAUGCAAGAGAGGAUGGAGAAGGUGUGCGACGCCGACCUGAUGAAGGUGGUCAGCUGCAUGGAGCACGCCGUGUCUGCCGUCUGGCCUCGCAAACGUUACUCCCCCGGCUGGGACGCCAAGCUCUUCUGGCUGCCGAUGUCUUACCUGCCGAGCUGCGUGACGGACUUC